ACACAGUUUUCCAAGUUAUCAACGUCAGUGUCACUUUGAUUCCGUACUCAACUAUUUUUAAGUGAAUAUAUUUAAUAGAAAACGGGCUUUUAUAGAUACUAGAAAUAGAGAAAUAGAUUUAAGUAAAGUUUCUUAAUAUAUAUCAGAAAUUACAGGUAAAAGGUUUAUAUCUUCUUAUACAUAUUCUGUAGGGAGAUACAGAAAUCAUGCCAGCCGUUAGGGGUGAUGGCAUGCGAGGCCUAGCAGUAUUUAUAUCAGAUAUAAGAAAUUGUAAAAGCAAAGAGGCUGAAAUAAAAAGAAUAAAUAAAGAACUAGCCAAUAUACGUAGCAAAUUUAAAGGUGACAAAACUCUGGACGGCUAUCAAAAGAAGAAAUAUGUAUGUAAACUCUUAUUUAUAUUUCUUUUGGGACACGACAUCGAUUUUGGACAUAUGGAAGCUGUUAAUUUACUAUCAUCCAACAAAUACUCAGAAAAACAAAUAGGAUACCUUUUUAUAUCAGUUCUGGUAAAUACUAAUAGUGAGCUUAUAAAACUUAUUAUCCAAAGUAUAAAAAAUGAUCUUGCAUCAAGAAACCCUAUCCAUGUCAAUCUUGCAUUACAAUGUAUUGCAAAUAUUGGUAGUAGAGAAAUGGCUGAAGCUUUUGGUAAUGAUAUACCUAAACUUCUUGUUUCUGGAGAUACAAUGGAUGUUGUUAAGCAAAGUGCAGCUUUGUGUCUAUUGAGGCUCUUUCGAACAUCUCAGGAUAUAAUACCAGGAGGUGAGUGGACUUCAAGGAUAAUACAUUUAUUGAAUGAUCAACAUAUGGGUGUUGUUACUGCCGCAACCAGCUUAAUAGAUGCUUUAGUUAAAAAGAACCCAGAAGAGUAUAAAGGAUGUGUCUCAUUAGCUGUAUCUAGACUCAGUAGAAUUGUAACCGCUAGUUAUACAGAUUUGCAAGAUUAUACAUAUUAUUUUGUACCAGCUCCGUGGCUCUCUGUAAAGUUAUUACGUUUAUUACAAAAUUAUACUCCACCAGCGGAAGACCCUGGUGUACGUGGGAGACUCAAUGAAUGUUUAGAGACAAUUCUUAACAAAGCACAAGAACCCCCAAAGUCUAAGAAAGUACAGCAUUCUAAUGCGAAAAAUGCUGUGCUUUUUGAGGCGAUUAGUUUAAUAAUUCAUAACGAUAGUGAAGCGAAUUUAUUGGUUAGAGCAUGUAACCAACUGGGCCAGUUUUUAAGCAACAGAGAAACAAACUUGAGAUAUUUAGCUUUAGAAUCUAUGUGUCAUUUAGCCACUUCGGAGUUUUCUCAUGAGGCUGUGAAGAAACAUCAAGAGGUAGUAAUUCUGUCCAUGAAAAUGGAAAAAGAUGUUUCAGUGAGACAACAAGCUGUGGACCUACUUUAUGCGAUGUGUGAUAAGAGCAAUGCAGAGGAAAUAGUACAAGAGAUGCUGAAUUAUUUAGAAACAGCAGAUUAUUCCAUAAGGGAAGAGAUGGUGCUGAAAGUUGCCAUUCUAGCUGAAAAAUACGCCACUGACUAUACCUGGUAUGUUGAUGUAAUUCUUAAUCUUAUCAGAAUUGCUGGUGAUUAUGUUUCUGAAGAAGUGUGGUAUAGAGUUAUCCAAAUAGUGAUUAACAGGGAUGAAGUACAGGGAUAUGCUGCUAAAACAGUGUUUGAAGCACUCCAAGCCCCAGCUUGCCAUGAAAACAUGGUUAAAGUUGGUGGUUAUAUUUUGGGUGAAUUUGGUAAUUUGAUUGCCGGAGAUCAGAGGUCUUCUCCAGCUGUACAGUUCCAACUACUUCAUUCUAAAUACCAUCUCUGUUCACCAAUGACAAGGGCUCUCUUAUUAUCCACAUACAUCAAGUUUAUUAAUCUGUUCCCUGAAAUAAGAACACAAGUGCAGGAAGUGUUUAAACAGGACAGCAAUUUAAGAUCAGCAGAUGCCGAGUUGCAACAAAGGGCCUCUGAGUAUCUUCAGUUGAGCAUCAUCGCUAGUUCAGAUGUUCUAGCUACAGUUCUGGAAGAGAUGCCAGCUUUUCCUGAGAGAGAAAGUUCCAUCUUGGCUGUGCUCAAGAAAAAGAAGCCUGGAAGGGUUCCAGAAAAUGAUGUGAAAGAAAACAAGAGUCCUACUCCCAUCACUGCUUCCAAUCAUACCAAUGAAAUUAAUGCCAGCAACACAAGUCAAGCUGAUUUAUUAGGAUUAUCCACACCACCUACAUCUCAGCCUAACAAUUCCAGCAACACCGGUGUCUUACUUGAUGUCUUAGGGGAUAUAUACAGUAAACCAAAUAAUAAUGUUGGUAAUCAAAAUUCAUCUUUAGUUGUAGAUCCCAAAAAAUUUGUCUGCAAAAAUAAUGGAGUUCUUUUUGAAAACGAGCUUAUUCAAAUUGGGGUGAAGAGCGAAUUCCGUCAAAAUUUGGGCAGAUUGGGAUUAUUCUAUGGCAACAAAACAACUACGUCUUUACAGAACUUUGUCCCUACCCUUCUAUGGUCUGAAGAACAAGCCGCAAAGUUGAGUGUUCAAAUGAAAUCAGUUGAACCCACUCUUGAAGCUGGCGCACAAAUUCAACAAAUGAUCAACGCUGAAUGUAUAGACGACUAUACUGACGCUCCUAACAUAGUCGUGAGCUUUGUAUACAAUGCAGUUCUACAGAAAAUUACAAUCAAGCUUCCAUUAACACUGAACAAAUUCUUUGAACCCACUGAAAUGAACGGCGAAUCAUUCUUCGCCAGGUGGAAAAAUUUGGGAAACGCAAACCAACAGAGAUCCCAGAAGAUUUUUAAAGCCUCCCAACCAAUGGACCUCCAGGCAUCCAGACAAAAAAUGAUUGGAUUUGGAAUGCAGCUCUUGGAUGGUAUUGAUCCCAACCCUGAUAAUUUCGUUUGUGCCGGUAUUAUUCACAUGAGAUCUCAGCAAGUCGGGUGUUUACUACGUUUAGAACCAAAUAAAAAUGCUCAGAUGUAUCGUUUAACUGUGCGCUCAAGCAAAGAACCUGUAUCAGUAGAGAUUUGUGAGUUGUUGGCAGAACAAUUCUGAAGAGGCUUAGACUAAAAACGUUAGAAUACAUUCCAGUUAAUAUUGCUGUGUAAUUAUAUCAGAUCAUCUGUACAAUAUAUCUUUAUUGUAACAAUUCGUUGUUAAAUUUGUGAGAAAAAGACUAUAUUGGAGAUAAUGAAAGAACCAUUCUGUUAUUUUUGAAAAUCAUAUAUGAGGCACUGUAUAUUUUGUAUUAGUUGGCUUUUUCGUCGUUCAAUUUGUGCACUGACUUUUGAUGACAUUGACAUAGACAAUAAGUUCCCCAUGUAACCAAAAAUGUAUGUAUAAACAAGACGAAUAUUUUAAUUUGUAAAAUGUGUAAUAGAUGUAGUUGUUCAUUUUACUUUGCGCGAUAUUUAUAUAUGGUUAUUUAUUAAAAGAGAUAGAAAUUGUUGUUUAAAAAAUACUCUGAAAUGCAGCCGAUCAAAAUGCCAUUUAUAGGCCAUUCUUGUAUGUUUAUUUUAUGUUGAACCCAUUUUAAUAUCCUCCUUUGUUCUUGGUUAACGCUUAAGGAACGUAGAGAGGAAAUUAAAAUUUAGUUAAGGAAGAAAGAUAAUGUUCAUUUAUGUAUUUUGUUGCUUUAUUUAAAAUAUAUUAAACAAUAACAGAAAAUAGAGCCAUGUAAAACAUUAAAUGUUUAAUAUUGAAAUAAGUUUAUGUGUUUAUUUUUUUACGAAAAAGAUCUGCUGAAAAUCGAAUAACUCUUAUUUCUGCUCUAUAAACGAUGUAAAGUGUUUUUCCUUCACUCUUAGAAUAUAAUGUAAAAACAUGCAAAUGUAUAAUUUAUCAAUACUGUAAUUAGUCUCUUAUUUGAAUAUAUGCUAUGUAAUGUUUAGGAAAAA
This is a messenger RNA of Sitophilus oryzae (rice weevil), 3862 nucleotides long. RefSeq names its product AP-2 complex subunit alpha (gene AP-2alpha). Bases 207 to 3020 code for a protein of 937 amino acids. Lineage: Eukaryota; Metazoa; Arthropoda; Insecta; Coleoptera; Curculionidae. Gene Ontology annotation, biological process: intracellular protein transport; clathrin-dependent endocytosis. The record is from RefSeq and is a predicted model, not a curated record. Gene Ontology annotation, molecular function: clathrin-cargo adaptor activity. Gene Ontology annotation, cellular component: membrane coat; AP-2 adaptor complex. The transcript is spliced from 13 exons.